Molecule: messenger RNA, 6062 nt
Organism: Sinocyclocheilus grahami
Lineage: Eukaryota; Metazoa; Chordata; Actinopteri; Cypriniformes; Cyprinidae
Product: afadin-like
Exons: 29
Coding region: 234-5921 (1895 amino acids)
Biological process (GO): signal transduction; regulation of protein localization
Cellular component (GO): adherens junction
Molecular function (GO): cell adhesion molecule binding
Source: RefSeq, a predicted model, not a curated record
AACAGUGCAAGCGGUUGACAAUAGAGUUGAGGUGCAUUAGCCGGCGACUGCGGGAAAGAGCGACGCUCACCGCAGAAACCGUGUUUGAAAGCCCAGUAUCUGGGUGUAACAGAUUUACUUUUAUUUCAGGUCGUCGGAUAAGAAGCCCGUUUGAGUGGAUAAAACCGCACCAGUGAGGAAAAAGGCGGAUUGUUUCUCUCUCCGGCUUGACUAGAAUUAGUCGGGAUUUGAGAAUGUCGGGGAGCCGAGAGGAGGAGCGGCGGAAACUCGCCGACAUCAUCAACCACUGGAACGCCAACCGGCUCGACCUGUUCGAGAUCAGCCAACCGACCGAGGACUUAGAGUUCCAUGGCGUGAUGCGCUUUUACUUCCAGGAUCGAGUGGCGGGGAACUUCGCCACAAAGUGUAUCCGAGUGUCCAGCACGGCGACCACGCAGGAUGUGAUCGAGACGCUGGCGGAAAAGUUCAGACCGGAUAUGAGGAUGCUGUCUUCUCCCAAAUACUCCCUCUAUGAGGUCCAUGUCAGUGGCGAAGAGAGGAAACUGGACUUGGAUGAGAAACCACUGGUCGUACAGCUGAACUGGAACAAAGACGACAGAGAGGGCCGCUUCGUUCUCAAGAACGAGAACGACAUCAUGCCCAAGAAAUCACUGACAAAUGGCCCUGAGAAAGAGAAGGAGGGGGUGAUCCAGAACUUCAAAAGAACACUGUCCAAGAAGGAGAAGAAGAAAGAGAAGAAGAGGGAGAAGGAGGCCUUUUCCAGAAUUCCAGAUGGAGACGAUCACACACUGAACCGCGAAGAUGGAGAGAACUCUAGGUUGGCUGCUGAGGUAUAUAAAGACAUGCCAGAGACCAGUUUCACACGGACCAUUUCUAACCCCGAGGUGGUGAUGAAGAGGAGACGACAGCAGAAACUGGAGAAGAGGAUGCAAGAAUUCCGCAGUGGAGACGGUCGACCGGACUCAGGAGGGACUCUGAGGAUCUAUGCCGAUAGUCUGAAGCCAAACAUUCCCUACAAGACCAUCCUGCUCUCAACUACUGAUAUGGCUGACUUUGCUGUGGCCGAGGCUCUGGAGAAAUACGGUCUGGAGAAGGAAAAUCCCAGAGAUUACUGCAUCGCCCAGGUGAGGUUUAAUGCAGUGUGUCGGUGUGUGUCCCGCUGUUCUGUCUGCUCCUGGCUCCUGUGCAUGCGUCCCGUCCUAGGGCGAGGGAGUCACUAUGCCUACUACUACUGCCAUCAUGAAGAUGGGUCAGACUCCAGGGAUAAACCCAAACUUUACCGAUUACAGCACAGCCUCACUGAGGUUGGAUCUGACCGGUGUGAAGAAGGAAACAUUCAGCUGUUUGGGCCUGGGAUUCUGCCUCACCACUGUGAACUGAUGCAUGAGGACGGGCUGGUGACUGUGACCCCUGUCAGUUUGGAUGCUGAGACAUUCGUGGAUGGACAGCGGAUCUCUGACACUACGGUUCUGCGCAGCGGGGUGACCGUCCAGUUCGGAGCCACUCACGUCUUCAAAUUCGUAGACCCCAGCUAUGACCACAGCAUGUCCAAGAGAGACCCAGGGCCCAUGAUGAAGGGCAGACACAAAUCAGGAUUACAGCACAGCCUCACUGAGGUUGGAUCUGACCGGUGUGAAGAAGGAAACAUUCAGCUGUUUGGGCCUGGGAUUCUGCCUCACCACUGUGAACUGAUGCAUGAGGACGGGCUGGUGACUGUGACCCCUGUCAGUUUGGAUGCUGAGACAUUCGUGGAUGGACAGCGGAUCUCUGACACUACGGUUCUGCGCAGCGGGGUGACCGUCCAGUUCGGAGCCACUCACGUCUUCAAAUUCGUAGACCCCAGCUAUGACCACAGCAUGUCCAAGAGAGACCCAGGGCCCAUGAUGAAGGGCAGACACAAAUCAGGUCCCCCCAUAGCCGAGGAUGCCUUCCUGUCUGCCAUCAUUAACUACACCAACAGCUCAACGGUGCACUUCAAGCUGUCUCCCACCUACGUGCUGUACAUGACCUGCCGUUACGUCAUGUCCAGCCAAUACCGGCCUGACAUCAGCCCCUCUGAGCGAACACACAAGGUCAUCGCCAUUGUCAACAAGAUGGUGAGCAUGAUGGAAGGAGUUAUCCAGGAGAUUGCUGAAGGUGAUCAGAAACAGAAGAACAUAGCCGGGGCUCUGGCCUUCUGGAUGGCUAAUGCCUCAGAGCUGCUGAACUUCUUCAAACAGGACAAGGAUCUGAGUCGCAUCACGCUAGAUGCACAGGAUGUUCUCGCUCACCUGGUUCAGAUGGCUUUUAAGUACCUGGUGCACUGCCUGCAGUCAGAUCUGAAUAACUACAUGCCAGCUUUCCUGGAAGAUCCCGAUGAACAGAACCCACAGAGGCCCAAGAUAGAGGACGUUCUGCACACAUUAACGGGCGCCAUGUCUCUUCUGCGGCGGUGCCGUGUCAACGCGGCCCUCACAAUUCAGCUGUUCUCGCAGCUCUUCCACUUCAUCAACAUGUGGCUCUUUAACAAGCUGGUGACAGAGGCAGACUCGGGCCUGUGCUCGCACUAUUGGGGCGCCAUCCUGCGACAGCAGCUCAGCCACAUCGAGGCGUGGGCUGAGAAACAGGGUUUGGAGCUGGCCGCAGACUGCCACCUCAGUCGCAUAGUGCAGGCAACGACCCUCCUCACCAUGGACAAAUACUCCAUGCAAGAUGUGCAGAACAUCAACAACACCUGCUUCAAGCUCAACUCUCUGCAGCUCAACGCUCUGCUGAGCAACUACCACUGCGCUCCUGAUGAACCCUACAUUCCUCCUGAGCUGAUUGAUCACGUGGUGACUGUGGCCGAGAACACGGCGGACGAACUGGCCCGAAGCGAUGGGCGGGAAGUACAGUUGGAAGAGGACCCUGACCUCCAGCUGCCUUUCCUACUGCCCGAGGACGGUUACUCGUGCGACGUGGUGCGGAACAUUCCCAAUGGAUUCCAAGAGUUCCUAGAGCCGCUUUGCCAGAGAGGUUUCUGUCGAUUGACACCUCAUCCACGCUCUUCGGGAACUUGGACCAUCUAUUUUGAAGGAGCCGAUUGUGACAGUCAUUUCUCAGCUGACACAUCAGAACUGCUAAUGCAGAAGGAACCGGAAAUUGUGACAGUGACUUUGAAGAAACACAAUGGGAUGGGCCUCAGUAUUGUGGCAGCCAAGGGUGCUGGACAGGACAAACUUGGCAUUUACAUCAAGUCUGUUGUCAAAGGAGGUGCGGCAGACGUGGAUGGGCGUCUGGCUGCAGGAGACCAGUUGCUCAGCGUGGAUGGGCGAAGUCUGGUCGGCCUCUCACAAGAGAGGGCGGCGGAAUUGAUGACACGAACCGGCUCAGUCGUAACACUCGAGGUGGCCAAACAGGGAGCCAUUUACCACGGUCUGGCCACGCUCCUCAACCAGCCAUCCCCCAUGAUGCCCCGCGCAUCAGACCGUGGACGUGGAGACAAGGGAAAGAUGAGACCAAAGAGCGAGGGCUUUGAGCUCUACAACAACUCUGUGCAGAACGGCUCGCCUGAGAGCCCCCAGGGCACGUGGGACACCUAUCCUGAACCAAAGAAGGAGGACAGGUUGUUGAAGAACCGUGCAGACCACCGCUCCAGCCCAAAUGUGGCUAACCAGGCCCAGAGUCCAGGUGGGAAGCCUGUUUAUCCUGGAGCCCCAGGAAAGAUCACUUCAGUCUCGACGGGUAACCUCUGCCCUGAUGAGGAGCCCUCUCCAACCCAUCCAGAGGCGUAUCCAAUCCCCACUCAGACGUACCCAAGGGAAUACUUCACCUUCCCAGCCUCCAAAUCUCAGGACAGGAUGGACCCUGGGCAGCCCUGGCAAAACAAUGAACUGGAGCCUCUCCCCCCUAUGGAUAACCACUCUAACAACAGCAUGGCUAUGCAGCGGGUUGCUCGCUCUCAGGAGGAGUUGUGCGACAUGCCGGGCGGGUACCCAGGUGAACACCUGUGCCAGGAAGACCUGAUGCACCUGCAGCAGCAGCGUGAGGCCGAGUACCAGCGAGGCGGUGGCGAACACUGGAACCACCAGAUGUCCUCCUCGGUGGAGUCCAGCACCUCCAGCCAAGAACACCUCAACUACUCGUCAUCCUCUGGCUCCAGGAUCCAAGGCAAUCACAAGAGCGGCCCUGGCCGCUGGAAGACCCCAAUAGCACCCCACUCUGGCCCCGUGGGCGUCUCCCAACCUUCCCGUUCAGAUCUUCCACCUCCUCCUCCUCCUCCACCUGCGCACUACGACUACGAGCCGCAAACCGACCUGCCGCUUCCUCCACCACCCUCCGUUACGCAGCAGCAGGCAGCAGCCGCUGCGGCCACUGCCGACCGCAAGAAACGCGAGGAGCAACAGCGCUGGUAUGAGAAGGAGAAGGCCAGGCUUGAAGAGGAACGAGACAGAAAGAGAAGAGACCAAGAGCGGAAGUUGGUGCAGAUUCGCAACCCUCCCGGGCCAGUCAUGCACAACAACCAGCACGGUCCGCUGCCGCCCGCCCCUCAGCACCAACAGAUGCCCCAUCCACAGCUUCCCAUGCAGGUGCCCCAAACAUACCUUCCACCGGUCCAGCCGCCCCAACCACCACAGCCACAACCCGCUCGACCCGACAAGCUAUCCAGCCUUCCCCGCCAGCCGCCACAGGACACAGUAAUACGUGACCUCUUGCCCCAGCAGCAGCCACGCACCAUUGAGAGACGUGACUUGCAAUACAUCACCAUCAGCAAGGAGGAACUGUCCGCCAGUGACAGCCUGUCGCCUGACCCCUGGAAGAGGGACGCCCGUGAGAAACUGGAGAAGCAGCAGCAGCUUCACAUUGUGGACCUCCUGGACAAGGAGAUCCAGGAGCUUCAGGCCAAACCCGAACGCACGGCCGAGGAGAAUGACCGUCUGCGCAAACUCAUGCUAGAGUGGCAGUUCCAGAAGAGACUGCAGGAGUCCAAGCAGAACGAGGAGGAUGAGGAGGAGGAGGAGGAUGACGAAGAUGUAGACACCACGCUAAUUAUGCAGAGACUGGAGGCUGAGAAGAGAGCACGGCUACAGGAUGAGGAGCGACGACGGAAACAGCAGUUGGAGGAAAUCCGUAAGCGUGAGGCAGAAGAGCGAGCCAAACAGGAGGAGGAGAGACGCUGGAGAGAGGAGGAGAGAGCCAGACGAGAGGCCGAGGAGAAGAGGAGACAGGAGGAAGAGUACUACACCCGCCUGGAGGUAGAGCGGCGCCGGCAGCACGAGGAAGCUGAGCGCAAGCUGCUAACGCCAGACGAGCCUGGUCUGUACAGACCCCCCCUACCCCGGGACUACCAGCCCCCUUCUCCCGCAAGCACCCCUGCCACUAACAACAACAGCGCCCCUCCGCCCCCACCUCAGAGAAACACCUCCUACCUCAAAACCCAGGUCACCUCCCCCGACACCAUAUACACUGCCAAGUUUGUCUCGUACAAUGACGAGGAGGAGGAGGAGGAGGAGGAGGAGGAGGAGGAUGCGGGCCUAACAGGUCAGGUUAAGCUCUCGGCCACCCGGAAGUCCUACGGUGACCUUCCGCCCGCCCCAAAGUCCCAGCCGCCGCCAACCGCGCGCAAGCCCCGUCCCGUCUCAGAUGGCAUCUUUCUGUCCAACUCAUUCCAGCUGCCCGCAGCGGCCAAUGCCAACAGUACUGCUCCCAAAGCAGGGCAGCCCCCUCACCCUCCCGCCAAACCCAGCUUCAUCCCAUCAGCCAACUCGAAAGGUAGAGACGCUGAGGAGAGUAAAGGGCCCGACCUCAGCCCCGCUCAUCCUCCAUUUAUUAUUGGUUCAUUCGUUUUCAUGUUUUGGGGGUUUUUUUGGUGUUCGUUUGUUCCUUUUCCUGUUCUCCAGUGGAGACUCGGCGCUCUCCAUUUUCAACAUUUCCUCUACCUUUCUAUCUGUAAAUUUUCGUAGUAUCAAAGCCAAUCUGUCAAAUCAUAUGUCCUGGUUUCUAACAUUUAUUUAUUUUGUUUCUCAUUUUAUCCUUCCUUUUACAGGGAAUCUUCUAGGUUCAAGUUGAGCUUAACUGAAAGCAACUGUUCGGUUAACAGACAA